Molecule: messenger RNA, 801 nt
Organism: Dipodomys ordii (Ord's kangaroo rat)
Lineage: Eukaryota; Metazoa; Chordata; Mammalia; Rodentia; Heteromyidae
Gene: Tmem187
Product: transmembrane protein 187
Exons: 1
Coding region: 1-801 (266 amino acids)
Cellular component (GO): transport vesicle
Source: RefSeq, a predicted model, not a curated record
AUGAAGCCUGAGUCAUGGAAGGCCAUCUGCCAUGUGUGCGUGGCCAGCGGCCUGUGUGCAGCCACAGUGUACAUGGGCUUUUUCAAGGAUGUCUUUGUGCAAGUGGGCUUCGAGCACUAUGCGGAAGCCAUGGAUGAGCGCCUGCCUGCCUUCCUAGCCAUGCCCUUCAACUCACUCAUUAACUUGGCCUACGUGCUACUGGGAGCGUGCUGGAUGUGGACAGAUGUUGGUACCCUGGGCCAUCCCACCGAGCUGCAGAGAGCUCAGUACCUGAAGGAUGUCUUUGCCAGCAUGGCCCUGGUCUACGGUCCUGUUCAGUGGCUACGGAUCUGGACACAGACACACCCUGCUGCGGUGCUUGACCAGUGGCUGACCUUACCUAUAUUUGCCUGGGUGGUGGCCUGGUGUCUCUCCAUAGAUAGAGGCUGGGCACCUUGGUUGUUGCUCUGCAUCGAGGGCCUGUCCCUGUCCAGUUAUGGCCUUGCCCUGCUGCACCCGCAGGGGUUCGAGGUGGCACUGGGUGCUCACGUGGUGGCUGCUGUUGGGCAGGCCCUCCGCACCCACAGGCGGUAUGGCAGUGACACCUCAGCCACCUACUUAGCCUUGGGCAUGCUCUCCUGCCUGGGUUUUGUGCUCCUCAAGCUGUAUGACCAUGAGCUUGCCCAGUGGCGUCCUUUCCAGCGCCUCACAGGCCACUUCUGGUCCAAAGUCUGUGAUGUGCUCCAGUUUCAUUUUGCAUUUUUGUUUCUGACCAAUUUAAAUACUUCGCCAAGACUCCAUCCCAAAGAAAAGAUGCAUUAA